UUUCAAUUUUUGACCCAAGUUCACCAGCAAAUCACCGGCGAAUGAUGGGCAAGCGCCGCCGCCGUACCUCCUCCUCUUCCGCCACCACCUCUUCCUCCGCCACCUCUUCCUCCUCUUCUUCUUCUUCAACCACAUUCGACCAGUCAAAUCCUCAACACCUCUUCGCCGUGACACUUGCCGCUCUAUCUAAUCAUGAAAUUGGAAAACCCACAUCAGAAGCAAACUUACUAAUCCGAAAAGCCCUAGACCGUCUUCUUUUUUCUCUUCUCUCUAAAUCCCCCAAUUCGAUCAUGCAAACGCUACACGCCCCUUUAAUAUCAUUGCUCCCUGUUCUUAUCACUUCCAAGUGCUCUGAAAUUGCAUGUAGCAGUUUGGAGAUCGUGGGCACGGCCUCACUGUUUUCAAUCGAAAUGAAUGAACAAAUUGCUUUUGAUGAUGAAAUAGUGAAGGGGUUGAUUACUGCGGUAGCGAGUUCUAGGAGGAAUGUAUCGAUGGCUGCCUGCAACGCUCUUCUUGAUUUGUUCACUACAUCCGUUGGACGCUGUAAAUUGCUGGAACACUCUGCCAUUGACAAUCUUAUUUUUUGUUUCCUUCAGGUCCCUAAAUCUUCAACACCCUCUGUUUCUCUAGUUAUGGAACAACUCGAUGGCAAAACCUUUUUCACAAUAGGAUUCACGGAAGAUGAAUAUAUUAUAUCGCUUCUUCAUAUCGUAAUUAUUCUCAUCAACGACUGCACAUUGGACCAGCUGCGAAAGAUCCCAAGAGGACUCGCAAACAAUUUAUUAACGUAUUUAGCAAAGCUGUGGGCCCAAGUACACAAACAUAUAAUAAUAGACACAGUUCAAGAAUCCGAGAAACGUUUCUAUUUAAGCAAUAUUCGAACUAAUAAUCUCGCAGAAAGCUUAUUCAGACUCUCAAUGGAACGAACAUUUACCCAACCGUCGAAUUUUCAAGAGGUUAAAACGAGCAUUUUUCACGAUAAUUUCGAAUCGUUUAUUGUGAAUCACUGGGAGAAAUCGCCAUUGCUUAUAAAAAACGUCUCUAAUACUUCGUUGCGCGAUAAUGUAUUUAGUACCUUUUCGCAGUUUCUUAAGUCUAAGGAUACCGUUUCUUCGUUUCUCGAGUGUUUACUUCAAAAUCUUUCUUCUGCUAUACCGAUUGGUUCAGAUGAGUUGGAUAUAAUUAGCUUUUUAAACGAAGCAAGAGAAAAUAUAGGCUGCCCGUUAAUCUACCAACAAGAUAUUCGGGUCGUUAAAACUUCGGAUUCUAAACGCGAGAAACAUUUUUUCCGCGGGUUCGACGUACCGUAUAUUCUAAAUGCACGUGAUAUUUCGAGAUGUGAAGAAGCAUAUAACGACGGUUACACCUUUGCUCUGCGUGGAAUGGAGUUUCGUUUAAAAGACAUUGCUGCGGUUUCAGAACAGUUGACUUCGCUUUUUGGUCAACCGUCAACAGGGGUAAAUAUGUACUUAACACCUCCGAAGUCUCAGGGCUUAGCUCGUCAUCGUGAUGACCACUGUGUUGUUGUGUGUCAAAUCAGAGGAGUUAAAAGGUGGAGAAUAUUUCCGAACCCGUGCCCUCGGUUACCGCGGUUAUACGAAAACGUUGAUUACAAUUUUGAGGGUGAAAAUGGAAAUGAGAAAAUAGAUGGGUGCAAAGAGUUCUUGUUGAGAGAAGGUGACGUUUUAUACAUUCCUCGAGGCUUUCCGCACGAGGCGUGUACCGUUACCAAUGAUGAUGAAACAAACGGAAACGCUGAAUUCUCGUUGCAUCUUACUCUUGCUAUUGAGAUUGAGCCUCCAUUUGAGUGGGAAGGCUUUGUUCAUGUAGCUCUCCAUCAUUGGGGUGACACCUGUAAUCUCUCGAGUCGUAUAUCUCGCGAUUCUUCAUCUCAUGAUCUUGAUGACAUGAUUAUGCACUUGAUGCAUAUAGCGAUCAAGUUGAUUGGUAAUAUUGAUCCUACGUGUCGAAAAGCUUGUUUAGCUGGUGCAAUUUCAUAUCCAUUGGUUACCGAAGACUUUCUACAAACUCAUCAACGGUCAACUUUCAACCAUCUGCUGAGUAUAAUCAAUUCUAGCAGUAAUUUUAAUGACGUUUAUUCCAAUUUAGAAGUGGCUAUCAGAAAAAAUGAAGAUCUAUUUGAAAAUCUGAGAUGGGUCCGUCAUCUGGACCAAAAAAUGUCAUCAAUCGCGAUGGAAGAUCUUUUUCAUGUUGUGGUUCAUCAAAAGGACAAAGUCGAAGCUGCUUUCAUGGAGGCGAAGUCCAAAUUCUGCAAUGAAGUCGUAUUUGACGAUGUGGUACAUCGUUAUAGCAUGUUACUAGGAAAAUAUAGGAGCAUGCGAAAACGAUACAUGAAUGGGAUGCUAGCUUUAAGUUGCGUUUAAAUAAUAGUUUUAAUUUGUAAAUCACUUUGGUCCGAAGUGAACUUCUCUUUUUCGAGCUAUUUUAGUAGCAAGUAUUAGAGGUGGCAAAAUGGGCGGUAAUUUUCUGGUAACGGUCAAGGCAGGUUUGGACAGGUUGACCAAAAACCCUAUUUGUUUACAAAUUUUAUAUAAAUCAUUAAUCAUUAGUGUGAAUCAUGAUUGCGGAAUGUGUAUUAUCUCAGUAAUAAUUUUUUUUUAUUAUUAUUAAAGUGAUAUUUGCAAGUUUUAUGCAUAUAAACUUGGAAAGUUUUGAAUUGAAUCUUGAUGGAAAAAAUACAUAAGAAUGGCAGGUAAACGGGCAACAAACUGCGCCGUAACCCCCUUUAUGCAUUAAACAUACCCCGAUGGGUAAAUGGGUCGAAAUUAUUGCCUUUAAUAACUAUGAAUAAUUCGAGUUGCUAACAUUUCUCUUGUUAAGCCUAGUCUUGUGUAUGCCCUAAUGGGAAACCGAAGAUUAAAGAAAGGUAUGUGAAACCAGUUUUGUAAAUAUAUGAGUCGGUACAUGGUAUAUAUGAUACAGCUAUAUCUGGAUUCUAGAUUUUGGGUGCAGAACCGAUCGACUUCUUAUGGAUGCUUGGGAGUCGGGUUCGGGUGAGUUUUCACACCUUGAUAAUCGAUGUGGUAAACGAUCUCUGAGUCUUCAUCAUUGAUUGCCUCAUAUGCUGUUGACAUAGUAGACCUCCAUGCAUUUCCAUCCACCUGCAGUAUGUACUUACAGUUUUAGACUCCAAAUGUGCACGUGGCAAAAUGGACACGUCUCGUGGAUUGGAAACGGGUCGGCCCAGGUUAGGCCGCCUUGCACUCUUUAUUAAUUUAUGUUUUUUAAAUUUAUCCAUAUAGAAUCUGUUAAGUAGGAUUAUAAAAACUAUAUCAUAAUGAUGAGAAUUGUAAUCUAACCUAAGACGAUUUUGGAGGUUUUAUGCAGUUAUAUACAUUUCAGUUGCGUGUUUCCUUUCUAGUGUUUUUUUUUUAACUUAACGCAUUUGGGCCGCCAGUCCCCCCAAAACCCAUGUGCUUAUAAACGCGUUUGGGCCGUAAAUAGCGACAAGCUACCUACACGCUACGUAGCGAUAGCGAUGAAACAACGCGCGCUAGUUUAUAAAUAGUGAUACAUUAAAAGAAAAUUUUAAAAAUAUUUUAUAUGUAUAUUUUACAAAUAAAUCUGGUAAAUAUGGAAGAAUACACGCUUCUUAUUUCAACCCUGUAACAAAAAAACCCUAAAAUACACUUAUUUUUUCAAUAUACACUCGUAUUUAUUAAAAAGAAAAAAACCUAUUUAAUCGCUAUUUCAUCGUUUUUUAGGCUAAACACCUUAUAAUGGGAAGCUCCAGCUUCGCUACGCUAUUCGCUAUAGCGAGCGUAGCGAUCACUAUUGCUAUUAACAACUAUGACCAUAAUUAGAUUGUUUUUGUAUAUCCGUACCUUGUUGAUUUUGGCGUGUGCGUCAUCUAGUGUCCUGAGGCCUCUUCUUGCUUGAAGUGAAAGGAGUGGAUCAUUUGAAGAGCAAUAACUUGUGAUGAAACAGAG
This is a messenger RNA of Helianthus annuus (common sunflower), 3950 nucleotides long. RefSeq lists its product as uncharacterized. NCBI's taxonomy places the organism in Eukaryota, Viridiplantae, Streptophyta, Magnoliopsida, Asterales, Asteraceae. Gene Ontology annotation, molecular function: histone H3K36 demethylase activity; histone H3K4 demethylase activity. The coding region runs from base 42 to 2384 and encodes 780 amino acids. The transcript is spliced from 4 exons. Gene Ontology annotation, cellular component: nucleolus. The record is from RefSeq and is a predicted model, not a curated record.